This is a messenger RNA of Quercus robur (English oak), 1668 nucleotides long. Its product is annotated as transcription factor HHO3-like. Gene Ontology annotation, molecular function: DNA-binding transcription factor activity; DNA binding. The coding region runs from base 424 to 1596 and encodes 390 amino acids. The record is from RefSeq and is a predicted model, not a curated record. NCBI's taxonomy places the organism in Eukaryota, Viridiplantae, Streptophyta, Magnoliopsida, Fagales, Fagaceae. The transcript has 5 exons. Gene Ontology annotation, biological process: regulation of DNA-templated transcription.
GAAGCGUAAGAAAGGAAGACCCAUCAAAGAUUCGUUUUUGUAUGCGACGCCCCGACUUUGAAAUCUCCCCCGCUACUCAACUCUCUCUCUCUCUCUUUUUAUCUACAUUCUACACCCUUCGAUCGAUCUUAAUUUUUUUUUUUCUUUCUCUGCUGCUUUUUUAUUAUUUAUUUAUUUUUUUUAAUUUUAAAGCUUGGUUUACAAGUUUAUUCCUUUUUCUGAUUCUAUUAAGAUCCCAGAUUCGUGUUUGUGAGCCUGUUUUCUCCUUGGUCGGAUCUAUCUAUAUUCUAUGCUUCCACAAAACAAAACACUGCUACACACUCGCUUAUAUUAUUCCAUCUCCUUCCUUUCUUUCUAUUUCAACCCCUUCUCUUCUCUUCUUAGCAUUUUAAUCAAACAAAAAGCAACAAACCCCUCUGCUUGAUGGACUAUUACACAGAGAAAAUGCAGCAUGGCGGUUUAGGCUUUCGUGAGUACGUUGAAGCUUUAGAAGAAGAGCGCCGUAAGAUCCAAGUCUUUCAGCGUGAACUUCCUCUUUGCCUUGAACUUGUUAACCAAGCUAUUGAUGCGUGUAGGCAACAGAUGUCAGGGACCACAACAGAGAAUAACUUGCAUGGACAAUCUGAGAGUUCGGAGCAAACCACGUCGAAUGAAGUAGUUCCGGCGUUUGAGGAAUUCAUUCCGAUGAAACGGUCUUCGGAUUUGUCUGAUGAUGAUGAGGAAGAACACUCACAUGAUGAGGAUAAGAGAGAGAAAACCAACAACAACAACAACGAUAAUAAUAAUGAUAAGAAGAAAUCGGAUUGGCUUAGAUCAGUUCAGUUAUGGCACCCAUCAUCAGAUCCACCACUUAAAGAGGAUGUGCCUAGAAAGACAACAGUGAUGGAGGUGAAGAGAAAUGGUGGGGCUUUCCAGCCUUUUCAUAGAGAGAAAAGUGUUGGGAAGAGUAAUGUGUCUGUGGUCGGAAAAUUGCCUGCUCAGGCACCGGUGGCAGCACCGGCGGUGGCGGUGGCUACGACAAGUUCAUCGGCGGAGACAGCCUCCGGAGGAAGAGGAGGAGGCGGAGGGAGUGAAAGAAGAGAUGAGAAAGAUGGACAGAGUCAGAGAAAGCAGAGAAGGAAUUGGUCCCCUGAGUUGCACAAGCGGUUUGUGAAUGCCCUUCACCAACUUGGUGGUUCACAUGCUGCGACACCUAAGCAAAUUAGGGAGCUAAUGAAGGUUGAUGGGCUUACAAAUGAUGAAGUCAAAAGCCAUUUACAGAAAUAUCGGUUGCACACAAGAAGACCAAGUCCAACAACAAUCCACAAUAAUGGCAAUCCGCAGGCACCUCAAUUUGUAGUUGUGGGAGGUAUAUGGGUGCAACCACCCGAGUAUUCAGCGGCAGUGACUGCAACAACAACAUCAGGGGAGGUUUAUGCUCCAAUGGCUGCUGUGCCUGCAGUCCAACCGGCAUCCUCAUCCCAAAUCCAAAGAUUACAAAAGGAUCCCUCAUCACAAUCUGAUGAAAGGUUUAGCCAUGGUGGAAACAGAGGUUGUUCUAAUUCUCCAGCCACAUCGUCCUCCACCCACACUACCACCACUUCUCCUGUGUUUUAAUUUUCAUAGCAUGUAAAAGUUUUUGUAAUCAAAACCUUUCUUAAUAGAUAGUUUUAUAAGAUAUCAACAUCA